GGUUCUUGAGCGCAAAAGGCCUAGCGAUGAAAAUCAUCGAGGCGCACACUGGAAUCCUCAGCAACCUCGAGGUGCUGGAUUUGCUGCGCAAGCGAGGAGCCGACCAGGGUUUUGCGGGAGCUGUGAGUACCGUAACGCAGUCCGAGCUCAAGGUGUACGACUAUCUCAUCCACACGCCCGCUGCCACACAGUCCCGAGAGAGCUUGGCGAAGCUAUCCAAAGAGCCCCUGGCAGCCCGGCUACUCAGGCCGGAACGCUUGCAAGUCGCGAACUUACGCCCAGCUUCCGCUGUGGAAGUUCAUCUGAUUGUCGAGGAUAUCCAAAACAGGUUCACCGACGAGGAAGUGGAGGAGCUCGUCAGCCGCGUGAACCAAGUACUGCCCGCGCCCGCUCCAUCUUCGGCUGCUCCUGAGGCACAAGGGGCAGCAGCAGCAGCGCUUGACAUCGAUCCGGAUGAUGACGACGCCCAAUUAAUGGACUGGACGACGCAGCCAACGCUAUAAACUCCGGAGAGCAAGGGAGGACUUCCGUCACAGAGAGAGAGAGAGAGAGAGAGAACUAUUCCUUGCUCUGAUUUUGAUAUAUAGAUUUGAUCCUGUCCUCCAUCUUUGUAGCUAAACUCCACUCCACUUGAGAGAGACACAGAGAGAGAGAGAGAGAGAGAGCUAUUCCUUGCUCCGAUUUUGAUAUAUAGAUUUGAUCCUGUCCUCCAUCUUUGUAGCUAAA
Selaginella moellendorffii is the source of this 726-nucleotide messenger RNA. RefSeq names its product DNA-directed RNA polymerase III subunit RPC9-like. Lineage: Eukaryota; Viridiplantae; Streptophyta; Lycopodiopsida; Selaginellales; Selaginellaceae. Gene Ontology annotation, cellular component: RNA polymerase III complex. The record is from RefSeq and is a predicted model, not a curated record. Bases 27 to 503 code for a protein of 158 amino acids. The transcript has 4 exons. Gene Ontology annotation, biological process: transcription initiation at RNA polymerase III promoter. Gene Ontology annotation, molecular function: nucleotide binding.